This is a messenger RNA of Miscanthus lutarioriparius, 897 nucleotides long. NCBI's taxonomy places the organism in Eukaryota, Viridiplantae, Streptophyta, Magnoliopsida, Poales, Poaceae. The record is from the annotation of a GenBank genome assembly.
AUGGCUCCUCUGCUCCUGCUUCUGCUCCUGCUCCUCCUCGCCGUAGCCGAUGCCGUCCCCGAUUCCUGCGCCAGAGCCACAUGCGCCGGCCAGGACAUCCACUACCCGUUCUGGCUCAGCUCCUCCGCGCCCGACUGCGGCUACCCCGGGAUCGGCCUUGUCUGCCAGGACAACUCCACGCUGAUCCUCCCCUUCAAGUCCCACAGAUACAUAGUACUCCGCAUCGACUACAAGACGCAUAACGUCCUAGUCUCCGACGCCGACAUCGUCGACGAGUACGCGGUCGGCUGCCCGCGCCUCCACGUGAACCUCACCAUCGACACCGUCUGGCUGCGGCUGGCGCCCUCCGAUUCCAACAUCACCUUCCUCUACAGCUGCAAGAAGAGCAUUACCCUGUCAUCUGCCGUGGAGCUGAGUGGGUGCGGCCAGCCACAACAACAAGACGGCAAUCGGUCGUACGUGCUGCGGGACGGUGGGAUCACGGGUGCCGAGGCGUACGAGUUCGAGUGCGAGGAGGUGGUGGUGGCGCCGGUGCUGGAUGUACACAAGAAGGCAAUCGUGGGCGCGCCUGACGAUCCGCCUCCGGCGAACGGAUCGUUCCGUGAGGUGCUGCAGGGCGGGUUCGAGCUGAACUACGACACCCACAACCACCAGUGCGACCGAUGCGAGGGCUCCGGCGGAUGGUGCGGCUACCAGCGCGACGAGACGCACGCCGGCGGCUUGGCGUUCACCUGUUUCUGCGAGAGCGGCCCGAGCUCGGAUCGAUGCGGUGCGCCGCGCUCAGUUGUUGCCUGGACAGGACCUCUGUGGAAAAUUAGUUCAGUGCGACGUCACCCGACUGCCGGUUCCGUCAAAACCAGAAGCGGCGGCGGCGGCCCAGUGUUCUCCAGUGCAUAG